Molecule: messenger RNA, 2214 nt
Organism: Chara braunii
Lineage: Eukaryota; Viridiplantae; Streptophyta; Charophyceae; Charales; Characeae
Source: the annotation of a GenBank genome assembly
GGGAAGAACUUCUUCACAUUAACUCCUGCAACGAGAGCGGACGAGGGCUUCACUUCCGAAUGGAUGAGAGAGUCUUCAAUGAGAUCGACAACAUGUCGAAAAAUAACAAGACCAUCUACCCGGACAACGUGGCAGACACGAGCGCCCGCGGAGGAGUGCCGCCAGCAAUGGAUGGUCACCGCCAGGCGGCCGUUGGUGGAGAGUCCUUUGCUGGUGGAGAAGGGGGUGAUGGCGUCGACGAAGAUGUGGGUUCAGCGCGGGAGUCGGGGUUCAGUGCAGGGAGCACGGGCACUCCAGCGAAGAGGAAGAACAUGCGGCAGCAGACCUUCGAUGCCAUCGCCAAAGUCAUGGACAAACACGGUGCAUUGAUGGCGGACACGGUAGAGGGUGCGAACAAACGGCAGUGUAGCAUCCUGGAGCGGCAGUGUGACAUCCUGGACCGGGAGGUUGAAGCCCAGAAGCGGCAUUGGCCGUCCAUUCCCCGAAUCGCACUGUCCCUUGGUAUUUGGGGUGGUCUGCCCGCAUGCGGAAUGGGUGAUCGUCGCUGCCGUCGCGUGGAGGGGUGUGCUGGAGGCCGUCUGGGCGGGAUCCGCGCGCUGAGGGAGGGGAAAUGUCACCGCGAGCACUAUAAAGGUCCGCUCGAGCGCUAUCUUGUCCAUGUCUUUUGGUUCUCGACUGCACGCAAGGCCACGCGUGGGGUUUCCGUUGUGCUGCGCGGGGAGGUGAACAUCGCCCGCGCAAGACGAUCCCUAGCGACUUCCUCUCAAGCGCUGUGGCAGUCCGCUUUCAUUCACGGGGCGUGCGCAUCCGACCGUCAGCGAAUGGCGCCACGUGGCCAGCAGAAGCCGAAACGUCCACACGGUGGUUCCGGCGAAGCGGGUGCAGGGCAAACCGGAAGGGGCCACAUCCCAAAGUCGAAGAAGCUCCGCGCGGGAGAUGGGUCGGAAGGCGAGAUGGGGGUUGACGGGGGAGAGGAGGUGACCCCUAUGGACAUCACUUCUGCAGGGACGCCUGCGCUCGGGUUCGGGCGAGACGGUGUGAGCAGGCAGCAUAUGCUUGCGCUCACCAACCUUGGCGUCCUCACGUCCACGCGCCGUGGCGGUGGCGGGACGGCUCGUGCGCAAGGAGUUCUGUCCGGUGACAUUCCACCGCAGAGGGCCGUGGGUUCUGCAUCUACCAUCGCAUCCGUGUCCGAGCGCGACGAUAAAGCUCCGGUCGGUGAGUCUCCAUCGCCACAUGGAGGCGUCGAACCCGACGAUUGUCGGCGCUUCGCCGAGGGCUGUGCUUCAAUCCGCGCAAGCAGCGAGCGCCGCUGGCCAUGCCGCCGCCCUCGGUACUGGAGAAAGGCGAGAAGAUCGGAGGGUGGAAGAGGCGGGGAGAAAACAGGAGAGGUGGGAGGAGAGUCCGCGUGGGGAAGAAGAGGACGACCAGCCUCUGAGCGCGAGGAAGAAAAGGUCCCACCAAGAGGAGGAGUUGGAGGCGAAAUCGAAGCUGUGGGUAGACGACAAAGCGUUCUGGGCAACCGGCCCCGGACGGAUGAUCGCAGACGUGAUUACCCCACCGACCUGGCGAGAGCAGUUUGGCAGAGCUUGGAGUGGUCGAGGAUAGUGCCGCCCACCGUAGUUUACCACACGGUCGCUUUGAAGAUGGACAUCCCAGUGUGGUUCGCCGGGGCGUAUAUCGAGAACAGGCCGGAGGACGAUGAUAUGGCCGGGCACCAGGAGGCGACUGUGAUGCAUCUUGCGUCAUGCUUCCACGACACGCUCCGGGCCGGGCAGUGGUGGGACGGCGGUAGAUUGUCACACCAGAGACUGAGCAGAAUCGGGGAUGCUUUCCGCCUGCUUCUCGCCGCGUGCAUGUGGAUCAUGCGCAUGGGAGGCGACGAUGCCGUCGAUGCGCGCUCCUACGAGGAGGCGUCUUACAACGCGCAGCUGGUGGCGAAGCCUACUCUCGUCGCGGCGUGUUCAUCGUCCUUCAACUGGCGCCGCCAUGUGAUGCACUUGGCUAACGCGGUCUUGAGUCGCCUGCGGAAGCCACCGUUGACGCUGGGCGCUUUCCCUGACUACAUCUCGGAGUGGGCUUCGUGCGGAGUGAGGUACAACUGCAACGCUGGUCUGGCGGACCCCGACGUCGCGGCGAGAGUGGACUGAAUGGGGACGGGACCUUUUGAAGGCGAUCGGAAGGAGGACGGUACAAAAGACGAAACGGGAGCGU